UUCUCUGUAAUUUUUCUCUUCAACAAUCUUGCAAUAAACAGAUUCUUGUUUCUUCACUUCACGAUUCUGAAACUUGUUACAUAUACAGAUUUUUGCCAGUUCUGUGGUUCUUUUAUAGAUCAUAUUUUGGAAAUACGGAUUGUCAGAAUUUAUGGUAUGAAGGAUCGUUAUAGCAUUUUGAUUAGGCUUGAUAGUCAAGAUUCUGCUGAUAGAUUUUUCAAGCACUUCAAUUUUAGCCAAUUUUCAUCUCUACAGGAGGAGGUUUGUCGUGUGUAUUUCACGGAGAAUGUGCAUUACCGUACUGGUUCAAUUGAAUAUUCACAGGAGUCUCCGGCAAGCUCAGCUGAUCAGCCCACUUGUGUGGUCUGUCUUGAGAGAUUAGACCAAGACAGGAGUGGAAUUUUUACAACUAUCUGCAAUCAUUCUUUUCAUUGUUCUUGCAUGUCAAACUGGACAGAUUCUUCUUGUCCGGUAUGCAGAUAUCAUCAACAGCAGCCUGAAAAAUCAAUUUGCAAUGUUUGCCAAACUUCUGAGAAUCUUUGGAUGUGUAUUAUCUGUGGCUUUUUUGGCUGUGGAAGGGAUAAAGAAGGACAUGCCAUAGGACAUUGGAAAGAUACGCAACACUGUUAUUCUCUUGAUUUGGAAACUAGACGUGUGUGGGAUUAUGAGGGAGACAAUUACGUUCACCGUCUUAUCCAAUCCAAAACGGACCGAAAGUUAGUUGAACGGAAUUCUCAUUGUCUUGAUGCUAAUGAUGGAACUGAAAUCUGUGAAGGAGUUGAUUUUAGAUUUACUGAAGUACUCUUGAACAGCGAAGUUGAAGCUACUGUUAAUAAAUACAAUGAGCUGCUUACCUACCAACUUGAGAAGCAAAGACUGGAGAAAAAGGCUGCGAAAGUGAAGGAUGAUAAAAUCAAGCAAUUAGAGGAACAAUUUGGGCUGCUUUUACUAAUGGAACUUCCAUUGGCUAUUAUUUCACUUUUCACACAGCUUCGAGAUCUGAUGAAGCAACUAUCAGAGUCAGACUCAGACGGGAUCAAGGAUGGGACUGCCUUUCCAAUUCCAAAAGAGUCGUCUUCUAAAACUAAAAGUGCGGGAAAGGCUAAUAAAUAA
Messenger RNA from Humulus lupulus (European hop), 1113 nucleotides. Its product is annotated as BRAP2 RING ZnF UBP domain-containing protein 2-like. Gene Ontology annotation, cellular component: cytoplasm. The transcript is spliced from 9 exons. NCBI's taxonomy places the organism in Eukaryota, Viridiplantae, Streptophyta, Magnoliopsida, Rosales, Cannabaceae. The annotation marks the transcript as partial. The record is from RefSeq and is a predicted model, not a curated record. Gene Ontology annotation, molecular function: zinc ion binding; ubiquitin protein ligase activity. Gene Ontology annotation, biological process: Ras protein signal transduction; protein ubiquitination.